This is a messenger RNA of Drosophila suzukii, 4412 nucleotides long. RefSeq names its product Epidermal growth factor receptor pathway substrate clone 15 (gene Eps-15). Lineage: Eukaryota; Metazoa; Arthropoda; Insecta; Diptera; Drosophilidae. The record is from RefSeq and is a predicted model, not a curated record. Gene Ontology annotation, biological process: endosomal transport; endocytosis. Gene Ontology annotation, molecular function: calcium ion binding; cadherin binding. Gene Ontology annotation, cellular component: clathrin coat of coated pit; plasma membrane; cytoplasm.
UCGUUAUCCGCGCGGUCACACUACCAAUUUUAGCAAAAAAAAAUUAGGCGUUUUAAAAUUCGAGAGCAUCUAAAUUCGGGGCCACAAUGCGCCAAGCUUACAUUUAAGAGGCUGCAAGCUAGCGUCGUCUCGUCGCAGGUGCACCGGUGCACUCGAGGCAGCGCGGGAUUCCGCCAACCGCUGACUAAGGCACAUCCGCCCGCGGAGUGAAAAAUCGAUUUGGUGAUAACAGGGGCUUACGCUUACGCGUUUUCGCACUGCUAGUCGUAGUCGAGUGGCCAGUGGACACCACACCAGAGCGCAUCAUGAAUGUGGACUUUGCGAAGGUGUGCAGCAAGCACAUAGGCGUCUACGAGGCCUACUACAAACAGAUUGACCCCAAAGCCACCGGGGCAAUCGAGGCCAUGACGGCAGCCAAGUUUCUGAAGAAGUCGGGCCUCAGCGACGUGGUGCUGAGCAGGAUCUGGGACCUGUCCGACCCGAACGGCAAGGGCUACCUGGACAAGCCGGGCUUCUUUGUGGCCCUCAAGUUGGUGUCGCUGUCGCAGGCGGGACAGGUGGCCAACAUGAACAACAUCUACCUGGAAACUGCCAACCCGCCGAAGGUGGGUGAACUACCAAAAACGAUGCCGUCGCGCAUCCAGACGGUGCCGGUGUCCAGUGGCGGAGUGACCAACGGGGACUGGUCCAUCGGGGUGAUCGACCGCCUCAAGUAUGAGCAGCUCUUCGAGUCGCUGAAUCCCCACAACGGCAUGCUGCCGGGCAACAAGGUCAAGGGCGUGCUGAUGGACUCCAAGCUGCCCAUGAACAUACUAGGCACCAUCUGGGACUUGGCCGACCAGGACAAGGACGGCAACCUGGACAAACACGAGUUCUUGGUGGCCAUGCACCUGGUCUACCAGACGCUGCAGAAGCGCACCAUUCCCAGCGUCUUGCCACCCGAGCUGCGGAAGCCUGGAGGCGCAGGACCGCCUCCCAAGCCCGCCAUGCCCCCACCUCCGUCGGCUGCUGCCAUGCCUCGUGCUCCCAGCGGCGAGGGAUUCGGCGAUGGCGGCUUCGUGGCCAACUUCCCCAAGGACAUCGCCCCUCCGGCGGCCAUUCCUCCGCUUCCGGUGGCCGUGCCGCCCAUGACGCGCAUUCCCCCGGUUGGCGCAGUUAGCUCCCAGCCGUUAAUCCAGACGGAUCCGCUGAUACCAAUCGGUGCUCCGCCCUCCGUGACGGCUAACGCCGACUGGGUGGUCACCCCGGCAGAGCUGAAGCGCUUCGAGGAGAUCUUCCGCCAGUCGGAUCUGGAUAAGGACGGCCUUGUCUCCGGCCUCGAGGUGAAAGACAUCUUCAUUAAGUCGGGUAUACCGCAGCGCACUCUAGCGGACAUCUGGGCCCUCUGUGACACCAAUCAGUCUGGCAAGCUGACUGUAGACCAAUUCGCUCUUGCUAUGUGGUUCGUGGAGCGAAAGCAGCGCGGCGUGGAUCCGCCCCAUGUGCUCAACGCCAAUAUGGUGCCGCCCUCGAUGCGUGCCACAGUGUCUGGAGUGGAUUUGCAGCCGCAGGAGGUGAAGCCUACUUACUCGAAUCCGGAGCUGGAGAUGAUCUCCAAGGAGAUUGAGGAGUUGGCCCGCGAGCGGCGGGUCCUGGAGACGGAGAUUGCCCAGAAGGAGGCGGAUGUGCGCGUGAAGAACGGCGAAGUGCGCAGUCUGCAGAGUGAAUUGGACACUCUUACCGCCACGCUGAAGCAGCUGGAGAACCAGCGAGGAGAGGCCCAGAAACGACUGGAUGACCUGCAGGCUCAAGUUAGCCACAAUACGGCCGUGCUGGCCAACGUAAGUCUUGACAUAUCGCGCACCAACGAUCAGGUGACCAAGAUUCGUGACCAGUGCCACAUGCAGGAGGAGACCAUCAACGAGCAGGAGGGUGAGUUGAACGCCAAGCGCUCGGAGCUGCAGAAGCUCAAGGACGAGGAGACGUCGCUGCAGAAGGAGUACGACGACAACAAUCGCGAGCUAUCGAAGCUUACCAACCACCUGCAGGCCACCCAGCUGCAAAUCAGCUCGGUCCGGUCGAUGGUCACCCAACUGUUGGAGACGCAACGCCAGAUGACCGACGCUCUUCUCAUCUGCCGGGCUGCCAUGGAGAACCAGAACGCCGAGCUGGUCUCCGAGUACCAGCUGAAGAUCGAGCCGGACUUUGAUGAGGCGCGCAAGACGUUGACCAAGGAGGUGCAGCUGCCAAAGGACGAUCCCUUCGAGGAGAACAACAGCGGGGCCGCUAAUCAGGCUACCAACGGCUUUGGCAGCGAUCCUUUCUCUGGUCAGCAGGCCAGCAAGCCGGCCAUCUCCACCGGCUUCGAUGACAGCUUCAACAUGAGCUCGGGCUUCGAUAGUGGCUUCGAUGCCUUUGGUCAGAGCGGAGCGAGUUCAGCAUUUGGCCAGACCCAGCGCGAUCCCUUCGGCUCGGAUGCCUUUGCGGCCAACAAGAGCAGUGCUGUCACUCCAGAUCCCGGAAAGGAUGACUUCGGCAGCGAUCCGUUUGCCGCCCUGCACGCGCCAACUGGCAAAGGUCAGGUGCUCAGUCCCAACGCGCAGAAGUCGGGCCCGCCGCCCAGACCGGAGUCUCCUAGUCCAGCAUUGCCGCCAAAGAAGUCCAAGGUGCCGCCCCCACGACCAGCGCCACCCCGAGCAGCCCAGCCCACGGGUGGUUUUGGAAGCGGCGGCGGCGGCGGAGGAGGAUUCGCCGACUUUGAAGACUUCGACAAUAAGCUCCACAACAUUCCAAGCACUCCCUCGACCACGCCCCUGUCCCUGCCCCCGCCCACGCUGCCGCCCCCGAUUUCGGUCACCAGUGGAUCGUCGUUGUUGGACAGCUUCUCGCUGUUCGACGAUCCCGGCCAGAUCCGCAGCCAGGCGGCCAGCACGCCCAACCCCACGCCCACCGUACACAACCUGCUCCCACCAUCUACAUCCACGCCAGCUGUCCCAUCCCCGGUAUUAGCAUCUCUAUCGGCAUCACCAGCGGGAUUGGUAGCGGGAGCGGGCGGAGUUCCUCCUAGUAGCACCACCACCAUCACCACCGCCCCCAGCUCGAAUAACCAGCAUUUGUCGCGUUCCAAUACACCGCUGCAGAAUCAGAGCACGACGGGAUUGGGAUUGGGACUGGCGCCGAAAGCGGGAGCCAGUGUGUUCGAGGCCUUUGGAGAGAGUGUCAGCCAAAAGGCACCGACGCCCGGACUCAUCACUGGACCCACCGACUUCAAGGACGAUCCGUUUAAGGACUACCGCUACGAGGAUCCCUUCAGCAUCAAGGAUCCCUUUGCCGACGACGAAGAGGAGGAGCCAUCUGCAGUUAAGGGAGCUGAGCAGAAGAAGAACUUUGCCGAGGACUUCAGUUCGGAUGAUGAGAUGGGAAUCGCAGCCAAAACUUUAAGCAACAUUGUGAACAACAAUAGCAGUAAGCCCAAGGUGGCCACGCCCCUGAACAAUGACUUCCUGCAGCAGUUCGACGCCUUCAACCUGAACUCGAGUCCGGCGCCCUCGCACCACUCGAGCACUUCGCAUCACUCCACCUCCAAGCCGAACCAUCAGAAGUCUCAGAUGGCGCUGGACACAUUCGCUGACUUCGACGACUUUGCCGCCACUGGGGGAUUGGGAUCUGGAUCUGGAUCUGUACUGGGAACGACGACCACAGCCACUAGCAAUACAAAACUCAACGAUUCCUUCUUCGAUGCAUUUAACGACAACUUCAGUGUGAGCCAAAACGCAGUGGUGGCCACUGGCCUGGUCGAUCAAAAGAAGGCCUUCGACGCCUUUAACGACAACUUCGAGGAUCACUUCAAGACGGGCAACGACAACUUUGCCAAAUUCGAGGCCUUCGAGGCACACAACUUCUCGAGUGACUUUGGGAACACAUCCUUCGAGGCGACGACGGCCAAAGGCAAGGCUAAGGAGCAGCAGAACGGGCAGGUGGCCAAGAAGAAGGAUCACGGCAAGGAGCCGGUCAAGGACAAGUUCGCGGCGGACUACUCAAAGCCGGAGAGCUUCGAUGCGGAUCUGGAGGAGGCGCUGAAGCGCAGCGUGCUGGACAACUAGGUGCUUUGAUUGAGCCACGAGAUAUAUGUAUCUCCAAUGACACAUGCAAUGUACUCUCUAUUCGCACUCGAUCCGAUCUAUAGUGUUAGUGCCUCAUUUCGAUCAAGACGCCGUGGGAUCAUAUAUGUAGCUCCCCAUGGUAUUUACUCCGUACUCCUCGUGCUCAAGGAUCCCGGCGAAUAGAGAAUUCCAACGGAGCCGCAUCUGGUAUUACAAGCUACAUGCUAUACACAAUUAUAAAUACAAUUCCGCGUAAUCACAUACUCGUAGAGCCUAAUUAUGUUGCGAUUUAACCUGUACCAAAACCCUAUGAAUAAACGUACGAAAGAA